UACUGGCUUCCAACAAGCUUUCCGCAGACACGGUGCUUUUCAACGAAAGAGAUUGAGCAGUUCAGUACUUCUGCUUUCAUCAUUAAACUCGUAAUUGAAGCAUAAGUCAUGGUGGAUAUUUGUGGAAUAAUCGGUGGACGUCUGAAAAUCACUGUGAAGAUGACCAGUAUUGCGUGUUGGGCUUAUAUAUGAAUUAAAGCUGAUUUGGGUGUGACCGAACUAUGGCCAGCAAAUCCGCAUUUGAUCGCCUCAGACCACUGUGUGUUGCACUGACCAAGUGUCCAAGUAGGAAGGGUUUAGAGGAGCUUCGAGAGAAAUUGAAAUCAGAGGAAAGAUCAGAACUGCAAGAACUUCAAGAAUACGUGCUGUUUCCUCUGCGAAUCAUAGUUAAGCAGGGAGUUAAAUUCUCUGAAGAACUCUGCACAGAUGCCAUCAGCUGUAUGUGCCUGGUCCUGGAGAGGACAGAAGUCAGGAAGUGGGACAUGUUCCAUGAUAUCUUCAACUCUCUUUGUUUACUGAUCAGUUCUCCCACUGAACCAGGGAAAUUGUCUCAUCAUUCAGAAGAACUGAAACUGGCCACUGUACAGUGCCUGCAGGCUUUACUGAGUCAUUCAGUGGUCAAUGUACUCCAGGCUGCAUAUUCUGCGAGUUUUAUCCCUGCGUUGGGCCAUUCCGUCUCUCUUCUGCUGCAUAUGGUGGACACAGAGUCGGCUCGCCACCUCAAAAAGGCUGCCAUGCAGUGUCUGAUGGCUCUUGGGCAGUGUGAUGGAAAAGUGCCUUGUUCUCUCAGUGUGCAGAUAGGUGACACCUUUGCCUCCUUCCUGCCUGGGAUAGCCAUGGGGCUGUGCAAGAUAAUAUCUGGAGACACCAAACAAGGGACUAGUGUCAUAGUGUGUGCUGUUGAAGCUUGGACCAAACUGGUAACCUUGGUAAUGGGGGAUGUGAACCUAGAGAAAUCCAGAGAACUGAGAAAUAAAAGCCAACCAGCUAACAGUAACACCCCCCACAGACAGCUUCAAGUCCAAAGAACUGAAGAGUGGGCAAAGUCCACAUCAGAAAAACUCAUUUUACUGAUCAAGAGGAUUGGUUCUGUUGUUACUCACAGUAACUGGAAAGUCCGACUUUCUCUGGUUGAGUGGGCUGAAUCUUUCCUUACUGUGUGCUCAAAAUCCCUGUCCAACUGUGUUCCUCAGUUUCUGGAGACGCUAGUCUCUCUGCUGGGUGACGAUUACCCAAAUGUUGCCACCAGAAGCAAACAGGCCUUGACAACCUUCCAACAAAACUGUGAGGCCACUGAACAAAUAAAACCCUUGGUGGAGCUCUUGGAAGAGAAUUUGCUGCAUCUGGCAACCUCCUUGCCACGUGUGAUGAGGGUGGCGGAUGACAGGGACAAGUUGAUGACUCUUAAGCUUUUCACAGGCUAUCUGCAGCUAUUAGGCUCCAAAGUGAACACCAUGUUCUAUUCCCACCAUCACCUGAGGAGGCUGGCACAGGCUCUGGUUCAGGUGUUGGAGAUGGACUGCACAGACAUGAAAAUAAUAGAGGAGAGAACUCAGUCGCCAGGAGGUCUUCAUCAACUUGACAUCCACCAUUCUAGUCUCAGAAAGUACUUUCAACACUUCCAUGAUGACAAGAUAUACCAAGAGGUGACAGUGAUCUGCAGAACUUUGGCACAUUUCGGAGAUAUCCAGUUGCUUAUGGAUCAUUUUCUAGAUGUCUAUCACGAGUCCUCGGCCCACAGGAAGGAGGCAGCCAUGAUCCUCAAUGAACUUGCGCUAGGGGUGGUGGGAGACAGUGUGGAAUCUGAUCUAAAAACUGUGGCAAAAACCAGACCUGAAGUGGAAGAUCUUAUCAGGUCAUUAUGUGAAGAUUACCUGUCACCAGCAAAUUUUGAUCUUCCAACAGCUGUCCAGUCAGAGGCCACAAAUUAUAGUAACACUUGUUCUAAUUGGUUAUUGCAAACAGACCCAAAGAGAGGUGGUCUGUCAUUGGCAGCUUUGAACAGUAACAUUAUGCAAAUUUGUAUAGAGCUUGAAGGGAUAGGGAAUUUUUCUAAAGUUCUGCAAAGUGAAUUCAACAAACUUUUAAUAAGUAUUCUGUACCCAUUGCUGGAGAAGCUGGGUAGCCAUGUAGCCAUUAUUAGCCAUACUGCCUAUCAAACUCUGUGUACUGUGAGUUCAAGUUGUGGCUACAGUGGCAUCAGUGAACUUCUUUGCUGCAACAGUGAUUAUCUUGUGAACUCCAUAUCCCUACGCCUCCGCCAUCUUGGUCGUAACCCCCAAGCACCGUUGGUCCUUCAGGUGAUUCUACAGUACAGCGAUGAAGAAAUUAUGAACUACAUAGAAGAUACUAUAAAAGAGAUAUUGGAUGUCCUUGAUCAGCAUCAUGAUGAAGAAGCGGCCAUAUUUUUGAGAGUUCUUCACACGCUUUCUGUCUCCAUUCUGAGGUGGUACCCACCUGACCAGAAACUGAAAACUGAUUGGACAGAAACUGAUUCCAAAAAUAAAGAUGUGAAAAGGGAAAAGUUGACAUCAGACCAAUUGCUGAAUUUUUUCUUGGAUUACCAAAAACACAAACAAAUUGCAGAAGAUCUGGACAAUUCAGAUUUUGAUGAUGAAAAAGAAGAUCAAAGCCAGCUCAGUGCAGAUGAGAAGCAGUCCAAAAUUGAUGAGGACAGUCAGUUUGAAACUGAUCAUUCAGAAGAAAAGAAAAAGGAAACACCAAGACACAUCAAGCUUAUUAUGGAGGUGCUUGAGAGAUGUAAACAUCUUAUGUCGUCUGCUGAUCCUAGACUUCGGCUACUGGUACUGGACAUCAUUGUAUCUGGCUGUCAUGUUCUUGCUGGAUAUCAAGACGAUCUUCUGCCCCUGGUGCACAAGCUGUGGUCCCCGUUUGUCAAUCGACUAAAUGAUGAGGAACAAGUUGUAAUAAGGAAGGCUUUUCAAGUGUUGUGUGUAAUGGCGGAGGUCAGUAAAGACUUCAUUCGGUCUAGAGUGUCCAAGGAGGUGCUUCCAAAAAUAGCUGCAGUAUUGAAAAAACAAGCCCAAGUCAGUUUCAGAGUUGGAGCUUCCUAUAAAUUCACUAUGGCCUUCAAAAUGCAGGCAGCUCUACUGCAUGGGAUAGGACACAUCUGUGAACAGCUUUCAGUGUCAGAGAAUGACCUUGACCUAGUGACCUCCUCAUGCUUGCCAUAUCUCAGUUCAAGACAGCCUCGUCCUUUGCAAGAGGCAGCAAUAGGAGCACUAGAAUCCCUGACACGGGUGGAUGGGGAUAUCGUCUGGCUAAAACUGGUUGAUAUUUAUCAUAAAGACCCCUUGGUUCCUCCAGAUUCCUACUUCCCUGUUGUAAAGCUCUGUUCACACCCUGGCAUGAAGGAUGAAUUUAGCAACAACAUAGAGAGAUUACUGAUGUUGUUGUGAAAGCCACUAAUAACCUGUUCCUAAAUGGAAGAUAUUGAUCACCUGUAUUAAAACUUCAAUUAUUAUAGUGUAUUUAUUUACAUGACCUAACUUAAAGCUGAACACAUUUCGUAUUCUGCUUUCAAGAACCUUGCUAGAAAAUGUCAACUGAAGCACUCUCUUGAUGCGAUGUAG
Molecule: messenger RNA, 3593 nt
Organism: Lingula anatina
Lineage: Eukaryota; Metazoa; Brachiopoda; Lingulata; Lingulida; Lingulidae
Product: TELO2-interacting protein 1 homolog
Cellular component (GO): cytoplasm
Source: RefSeq, a predicted model, not a curated record